Exophiala xenobiotica is the source of this 976-nucleotide messenger RNA. RefSeq lists its product as uncharacterized. The record is from RefSeq and is a predicted model, not a curated record. Gene Ontology annotation, biological process: tricarboxylic acid cycle; mitochondrial electron transport, succinate to ubiquinone. Gene Ontology annotation, cellular component: membrane; mitochondrial envelope. Gene Ontology annotation, molecular function: ubiquinone binding; heme binding. Lineage: Eukaryota; Fungi; Ascomycota; Eurotiomycetes; Chaetothyriales; Herpotrichiellaceae. The transcript is spliced from 2 exons. Bases 60 to 722 code for a protein of 220 amino acids.
GAGCAUCUAUCGAAUCUUUAAGUCACCUGCGAUAGACAUAGUCCAAGCCUCCCGUCACGAUGGCAGCGUCGUCGAGAUCCGCCAUGCUCCGACAAGCCCGGCUCCUCUCAUCCUCUUCACGACUCUUCUCGACGACAACGACCCAACCAUUUCGACUCCUCCGACCUGCUCCGUCGGUGCUUCCCAAGCAAUUACUCGUUCCCUCCUGGGCAGCAGCCUCUCGCUAUGCACCAUUCUCGACGACCACAAGCAGAAAGAUCCUCCCGCCGGGCCCGCAGGUGAUUGAGGGCGGCGUGAACGAUCCUGCGCCCGUGCCAAAGCCGGAUCCUCUCCACGGCGCCUAUCACUGGACAUUCGAGCGAUUGAUGUCCGCCGCCCUCGUGCCGUUGACCAUGGUCCCCUUCGCGUCAGGGAGUAUCAGUCCCACCCUCGAUGCCGUGCUAAUAUUUGGGAUUAUUGUGCAUUCGCAUAUUGGGUUUCAGUCCAUUGUGAUCGACUACAUUCCAGUUCACAAGCACCCAACACUGCGGAGGGCGUUUAUGUGGGCAUUGAAUUUAGCCACCUUGAUCGUCGGUAUUGGCUUUUACGAAUUUGAGACCAACGAUGUUGGUGUCACGGAGGCAGUCAAGAGGAUAUGGCAUGCCGGCGAGAAUGAUGCGACAAUUGGGAAGACAGAGCUCUCUGGGUUGGGCCACGAUGGGAAGCUGAAGCAUCUGAAAUAGAUCAGCAGCUUAGGACUUGCGGCAGCGGAUGGCUGAAGGAGUCAGUGAUUGGUAAACAGACAUGUAUAUGACACAAACACACACACUGCUGGAGAUCGGAAGAUAAGGGUGUCGCGCAGCGAGCGUUGAAUGCCUGUCGAUACCGGUCGAUCAAACACUUUUUCACGUACUUCCAGUGUCUAGCUAUCCCAGUCUAUCAUACCCAUAUUGCUGCUCCAAACGCCGCCAAUGCAUGACAUUCAUUGCUCUUCCAA